UGAUAAUAAUCAUCAUCAUCAGGCAGAUUGAAACGCCACCACUUUAAUGCUAUUGUACUACUGUUGUUGUUGUUGUUGGUAGUCGCUUUUUUUUGAACCCGAAUGAAAUUGCAUCCUCUAUCCACCGCCACCACCACUCACUUACUCACUCGCCCAAUAGUGAAAAGCUCCAAUUUUUUUUAUCUCUGUGCAUGGUUUCAAUUUGGUUUUUUUUUGGUGACUAUAUAUUACUCUCUACUACGUACAUUUUAUAUUUCUAUAGUCUUAUCUCCAAUAUAGAAGCAUUUUGGCUCCUCAAAAAAAACAAAAUCCUCAUCAUUUUUAUGGUAAUAGUCAUAUAUUAUUAUUAAUCGAAGGAUUCAUCAUUGCUACGACCGCUAUCGGCUAGAAUUUUUCAACAGUUCAAUUUGACGACUACGACGACAUUUGAUUUUUCAAAAUUCCAUCAUCAUCAUCAUCAUCGAUUCUUCUUAACAUUCGUUUAUAUUCACAAACCAAACCAAACAAAACAAAAAAUAUAAUUAAUAAUGUCUAAUGAAGCUGAAUUAUCACCAGUUUAUGCACCAUUUUUCGGUGUACUCGGUGCCGCAUCGGCUAUCGUAUUUAGUUCGUUUGGUGCUGCAUAUGGUACGGCAAAAUCUGGGACCGGUAUCGCAGCCAUGGCUGUCAUGAGACCUGAACUUAUUAUGAAAUCAAUUAUUCCUGUGGUCAUGGCUGGUAUUAUUGCCAUUUAUGGUUUGGUUGUGGCCGCCAUCCUAGCCAACAAUAUUGGUGAAGGUGGUCUUGAAAGUGGUGGUUAUCAUCUAUACAAAGGUUUCUUGCAUCUUGGUGCUGGUCUUUCCGUAGGCCUUUCCGGCUUGGCAGCUGGUUUUGCCAUUGGUAUUGUUGGUGAUGCUGGUGUUCGUGGUACAGCACAACAGCCACGUCUUUUUGUUGGUAUGAUCCUUAUUCUUAUUUUUGCUGAAGUCUUGGGUCUUUACGGUUUGAUUGUUGCAUUGGUUUUGGCGACCAAAAACUAAAAUUCAAGUAAUAUCUUUCAUUUAUUCACAAUUGAAUCAUCAUCAAAUUUUAAUUUCACGAUCACACCAUCAUUAUCAUCGUUUUUUUUCUUUGCAACUCAUGAUUAUUCACUUAAUCUCUUUAUCACAAUUCCCUGAUUGAUUCUUCAUUAUCUCUCUCCAUACACACACACACACACACACACACAAAUUUAUUCUAUUUGAUCAAAAGGUGAAAAUUCAAUCUCAAAAACAAUGGUUUGCUUAGUUACAUUCAGCUAAAAAUUCCUGCGCAUACAGAAAACAGAAAAAAAAUAACCGAAAACGCCCACUCGCCAAAACUCUAAAAUCAAUCCACGUUUUAAAAUUUGUUUUGAUUGUAAAAACAAAAUUUAAUUUAUCAACGUUUUGAACAUCACCAUAUUCAUCUAAUAAUUAUAACCAAAUGUUUGAAGAACAGAACAUCGUUUUUUUUCACACAACAAUCAUUCCAUCCCAAAAAAAAAAAAUAUUCUUGCAGGUUUUGCCGUUUUUUUCCCUCGAAUCUUUUCUCCAUGUUAUUGAUAUUCAUUUUUUUUCUUUGAUUUUUUUUGUGUAAAAAAAUUUGUUUAUAUUUACGUUUCACAUCACAUACAUAAACACAUAGACAUUGCAUUGUAUUGGUUGUGUUUGUGUGGUAAGCAACAACAACAACAACAACAACAAAAUAAAACGAAAGUCAUAGGUUAA
This is a messenger RNA of Dermatophagoides farinae (American house dust mite), 1727 nucleotides long. Its product is annotated as V-type proton ATPase 16 kDa proteolipid subunit c. The record is from RefSeq and is a predicted model, not a curated record. Gene Ontology annotation, molecular function: proton-transporting ATPase activity, rotational mechanism. Lineage: Eukaryota; Metazoa; Arthropoda; Arachnida; Sarcoptiformes; Pyroglyphidae. Gene Ontology annotation, cellular component: proton-transporting V-type ATPase, V0 domain. Gene Ontology annotation, biological process: proton transmembrane transport.